Ixodes scapularis (black-legged tick) is the source of this 2783-nucleotide messenger RNA. RefSeq names its product protein ABHD14B. The record is from RefSeq and is a predicted model, not a curated record. The transcript is spliced from 5 exons. Bases 143 to 1057 code for a protein of 304 amino acids. Gene Ontology annotation, cellular component: cytoplasm. Lineage: Eukaryota; Metazoa; Arthropoda; Arachnida; Ixodida; Ixodidae.
UGGUCCUGAGAGAGACGUCGGUGGCCUUUUUGCGGAUGUUUGCUUGCCCGCUUUAAAUUCCUCAUCCUUCGGUCCGUCUUUCGCCUUUUGAUAUCGCUUUCAUCGUAUGCACCAGCAAGAAGAGCUAUAACGCUCAGAGGAAAUGGCUGCGCCAGGUCGUCUCGUCCUUGUGGUUGUGUUUCUAUUGGGCUUCCUUUUUUACGAAAUUUUCGUCGGAUUGCUAGAAGAAAGCCGAGUGCCCCGACAGAGGAGCCCCGUAGACCCGUCCCUGGCCGACGUUCAGAGCUCGUGGCGGUCCUUCAACUACAAGAAGUUGGAGGUGCCCUCCAACAUCAUCUUGGACGCCACCAGCGUGACGCCUACCACCGGAAAGGUCUCCGUUAAUGGCCUCGAGGUCUUCUACAGGGAAGUGAGGCCCGAGGACGAGAGCCCCUACGUGAGUGUGCUCCUACUGCACGGCCAGGCGUUCAAGUCGGAGACUUGGCAGACCCUGGGUACCCUGGGUGUGCUCUCCCGCCUGGGCUACCGCGCCGUGGCCAUAGACAUGCCAGGCUUUGGCAACUCCCCUCCAGGCAAGAUCGAGGACCCAGUGGAGUUUGUGGCGGGGCUGCUGUCGGCGCUGCAGCUACACAACCCGGUGAUUGUGAGCCCGAGCCUGAGCGGGCGCCUAAGCCUGCCAUUCCUCGUGAGCCGCUCCAAGCAGCUGGCGGGCUUCGUGCCCGUGGCACCCGUGGGCUGGGACGUGCUGCUGGGGGUGACGUGCUCCGGCAAGGGGAUCGGCCGCAACGAGGUGUACACCCCGCUCCAGGUGCACCUGCCCGACACCAUACCCAACCUGAGCUGCAUCGAGGUUCCCACGAUGGUCGUGUUUGGCGAGCACGAUCGGAGCACGAGCUCAGCGCUGCUCCACCUGCUUCCCCGGAGCACGGCUGUGGAGAUCCCGCACGGCCGGCACCCGGCGUACCUGGACAACCCCAACCUGUGGCACCAGGUGCUCCACAACUUCCUCGCCAGGCUCUGCCACGAGGCGCAGCAGCAGCACGCCACCAAGGGCUGACGCGGAGGCCCGCUCUCUCGAUCCGCAGCCGUCCAUUCCGGCUUCGGAUUGGCCGUCCGCGCGUCGCCGGCCGAGCCGGAGGGUUGAGGGGGUGGCUCGUCCGUGUCGGUUUUUACGCCACAUUCGUUUUGUUACGUCCUGGGAUCGGUCUGUCGGGCCUCGCCGCCGCGAGGGUUUGGACGACGUCCUAGGCGUCGGGGCCGUGUUGUUUACAUUUUUUAGGUCGCCUCGCAAACGUCCAAUCGGUGCAGAGCACAGAUUGGACGUUUGGUGAGUGAGAAUGGGGGUUCCAGCCAUAUCUCAACGCAGCAACUGCGUUCGGUCCGGGCUUCGCAUUCACCUCCGGCAGGUUACGUAAAAAAUGCGACACCGCAGCCUCGUUCCCUAGAAGGCGUUGGUUCGGAUGGCGUACUUUUGCCAUAGUUUGUUUACAUUGGGAGCAGAGUUCCGGAAUUUCGGUUGACAGGUAUCUGCCACAAUCCGUUUCACCUUACGACAGAACACGGCGGACGCUACGAGCCACCCCGGCCAAUCCCGCGUCACAUGACUCUCGAAGGUCACGCGUCCAGUUCUAGCCCCAUCUGCCCGCACUCAUUGGACGAAAGAAUGCCGUUAUUGUGCGAACGUGCGUGUGCAUUUUUGAAGAGGUAUACGUCACAGUCUCUGCCCCUUUCCGGGGGGGAGGCUGCCGUUUUGAAGUUGGCCGAGCGUUACAGGUUCACUUUUACUAGGGGGAAAAUGAACUUGCCUGGGUGCUUGAGAUCCAUUCCGAGUGUCUUGUGACCACAACUACUUUAGAAGUACAGAAGAUGCAUCUUACAGAAACUAAAGGUGUGCAGUGUUUCCGGUAGCUGUCCAAAGAUGGCCGUACUUCGUCCAGUAAAUGAAAUCGUAGAAAACUGGCAGCUUCUUUUUUUUAAAAUGUAAUUCUACAGCAAAUAUCACUGAAGUAGGGAAAAAAGACUUCCGUAGUUGGCGUAGGACGUUUGGCGUCAAGGUUACCCUCAGACACAACAGUUAUCAUAUAGUACACUUUGCUAUUGUAGUAUGGAUUUGGAGAAUGUUACAUGUCAGUGAGCCCAGUCAGUGGCGUCACAAGUGGGGGGGGGGGGACCGCCCCGGGUGUAGGGCUCAGGGGGGUGUCGCGGCGGGCCACGAAAGCGGGGGGGGGGGGGGUCGCGGCGGGCUAGCGCCCUGGGUGCCGCUGACCCUCGUGACACCACUGAGCCCAGUUCCCCUUUCUAUUUAGGUUGUGACUGUGUAUUUGCUUUAUUGAGUAGGGUCGAUGAUUAAGAAAUUGCAUUUGUCCUGCAAACAAACUCACAUCUGAGGUUUCUGUGCGAGUGAACCGGAAGCAGAACUGCUAGUCUCCACAGGUCAUGAAAGUAUUCACAACCAACAUUGCUCUAUGUGCCUCGUCUCGUGGAUUUUUUAAUUUCUUUGGAGUUACGAGAAAGUACUAUGUUGCAUAAAAUAAGAAAAAAACUUUAUAUAUCUGUUAGUUUAUAUACCUUCGUUUCUGUGCAGCAAUUAAGAGUUUGUGCACAUAUAUAUUUUGAACCAAGUGCAAAGCAUUCUAGUGCCACGAAUGCAUUAUUUUUUAUCAUCCCAGGUUGGCAGGGGUGGUUUUUGAUCAUGUUGGAGGGUGCAAUAAAUUUAAAAGUGUUAUCUUUUGUAUGGAUGUACAAUUCAUGUUUCAAGUAAACAUACCUAUUUCAAAAAGCAA